UUCUGCACACCUAGUACUAGUGAGGCAGAAACGCACUCGAAGAUGUUAGAACUGCCUAGUGAACGGGUCGGACUUGGUCUGGGAGAGAAGUGGAGGAGUUUCAUGACACCGUAUGUCAGAUUCAUGUAUAUUUAUAAGCGUCCGGAGCAGUGUCCCGCGCACACAGUGCCAUACCUAGACAGAGAACCGCUAAAAGCAAUGGGAUACUACCCAAACUCCAAGGAAAGCAGCAUCAGUGGCCGCAGGACCUGGCAUCUCUUUCUAUUCAUUAAGGGCACAAUAUUUUUCUGUUCAAUAUUGUACGCCGCAUUCGAAUCUUUGGACAAUGCCGUAGAACUGGGUCGAGAUCUCGCCUUUAUAAUAGCGUCGUUUUUCAUAUAUUUCAAGUUGAUUUACUUCCUCCUUUGUGCUGAUAAGGUGGACGAGGUAAUCGAUGGCCUGGAGGAGUGUUAUCGUUGGGAGAGAACGGGUCCAGCUGCUGCGGGAGUGAGAUCUGCUAAACGUUUGCACUACCUGAUUAUUAUGGGAAUGCAGAUGAUUUGGAUGGUUUCAAUGUUCGUCUUUAUCGUGCUUUUGAUGUCAACACCUUUAUGGACACAGCAGGACCUGCCAUUCCAUGCUUCGUACCCGUUCCACUUGCAGGACCCAUCGAGGCAUCCGAGAACACACAUUCUCAUCUACUUAUCACAAUGUUUCGACAUUUGUUACUUCCUCACGUGGCUCACCUGCACCGAAUGCCUCUCCGUGUCCAUUUAUUCUGAGCUUACGGCUGCCCUGAGGGUCCUGUGUGUUGAGCUUCGGCACCUGCACCAGUUCUGCAAUGGUGACGAGGAUCUCCUCCGAAGUGAGUCCCAUCGUCUGGUCAGGUUUCAUCAGAAGAUAAUCCGGCUGGUUGAUCGAUGCAAUGAGGUAUUCCACGCACCCUUGAUCAUGCAAAUGAUUGUCAACUUCUUGCUCGUCUCCCUGUCGGUCUUUGAGGCAAUGAUGGCCAGGCAUGAUCCCAAAGUGGCUGCCGAGUUUAUACUACUGAUGUUUCUGGCCUUGGGUCACCUUUCGAUGUGGACUAAAUUCGGGGACAUGAUGUCGCAGCAGUCGAUUGAGGUGGCAGAGGCAGCCUACGAGGCUUAUAACCCAAGCGUUGGCACCAAGGAAAUCUAUUUUAAUAUUCGCUUCAUAAUUAUGCGUGCACAGAAACCAUUGAUAAUGAGAGCCAUACCCUUUCCAACCUUCAAUAUGAUCAACUAUAAGGCAAUACUCAACCAGUGCUAUGGAAUCCUCACGCUUUUGUUGAAUACUUUGGAUUAG
Messenger RNA from Drosophila subobscura, 1305 nucleotides. RefSeq names its product putative odorant receptor 65c. Gene Ontology annotation, biological process: sensory perception of smell; detection of chemical stimulus involved in sensory perception of smell. Gene Ontology annotation, cellular component: plasma membrane. The transcript is spliced from 5 exons. The record is from RefSeq and is a predicted model, not a curated record. Gene Ontology annotation, molecular function: olfactory receptor activity; odorant binding. NCBI's taxonomy places the organism in Eukaryota, Metazoa, Arthropoda, Insecta, Diptera, Drosophilidae. The coding region runs from base 43 to 1305 and encodes 420 amino acids.